This is a messenger RNA of Phytophthora sojae, 372 nucleotides long. RefSeq lists its product as hypothetical. Bases 1 to 372 code for a protein of 123 amino acids. Lineage: Eukaryota; Oomycota; Peronosporomycetes; Peronosporales; Peronosporaceae. The record is from RefSeq and is a predicted model, not a curated record. The transcript has a single exon.
AUGACGACCGAGCAGAUGCUGCCAACAAGCCUCACUGGUCGGAAAGCACACCGUAUUUCAAACCCUUUCUCCUCACGAUUCGUUUUUGUGGCACUUCCUGUUGCCGAGGCAUUAACCCCCAGGGCGAUUUUUAUUGUUAUUUUUUUACUGUUAACGCCAGCGACUCGAGUGAGCACUGCAUCUACUCCUGAACCUGGCACUGCAAUGCUGCGCAUGCAGUGGUCGGUGGCUGUGGCUGACUACCCCCAGUCCGAUCCUUACGCGAAUAGGAUGCUACGAGCUGAUGGUCUGGAAGUACGUUACGAAGAGCGGGCUGGUGAACUCAAGAGUGUCCAAUCUCAACAUGAAAUUGUGGUCAAUCUUCUGCCUUGA